This is a messenger RNA of Aplysia californica (California sea hare), 1369 nucleotides long. RefSeq lists its product as uncharacterized. Gene Ontology annotation, biological process: cellular response to ionizing radiation; recombinational repair; DNA damage checkpoint signaling. The transcript has 3 exons. The record is from RefSeq and is a predicted model, not a curated record. Lineage: Eukaryota; Metazoa; Mollusca; Gastropoda; Aplysiida; Aplysiidae. Gene Ontology annotation, cellular component: chromosome; nucleus. Bases 216 to 1298 code for a protein of 360 amino acids.
GCUGUGUUGUUUCCCUUUGCAUGUAAUCUAGCCCAGCUUAGGUUAUAAAGCUCUGGUUAUGUCAUUCGGGUGGUGAUCCAAGGGGACGCCACUCUGUUUAUUUAGUUUCAUUUUGGCACAAAAUGCGAAACAAGGCAAUAGGCUAGAGCUGAGUAAGGCAGAACUUGUUAAAGUGAUAUUUUCCCGGGGUCGAUGAGACUCACAUACCGCAAGUGAUGGGUAGGAGAAAGAGAAGAGCAGUCUGCUCCCAGAGACCUCCCCUGAUUUUUCUGAACAGCCCAACAGACGAACCAGCUCCUCUCCAGUCCCCAGACAUGGCGGUAGAGAAUCCACUGACUGCCAAGACAGUUCCAUUUGAUGAAACCAUCGCAUGGGUCUCCCCACAGUUUCGGAACACAGAGCCAUACUACUGCCAGCAGAGAGGGAGGAGACAGCUUCGUCAGAAUUACGCUUCGGAAACUUUCAAGACGAGAAAGUCCAAAUUUGUUCCUCUGGAGUUUGUCCACGAGACUUAUCCUAGUCCUAGCCCUCGGAGAGAAGGAAAAUCCAGAAACAGUUGUGACGGUCAAGGGGGAAAAAACAACACAAGUACAGUGAAAACUGUUGCAUCCAAGACUUUGGACUGUUUUUUCACACGCUCAUCCAUGAACUCUGUACACCCAACAAGAGCAGACCCUGGCAAAGAAAACAGUCAAGAGAACGUUCAGAGGUCGGUUGUUGAAGGCUUUUCACCACCACCACCACCACCCACUGUACAAGACAAUCCAGGCUCUACGGCAAAGCGGAAUGAGAGAGUUGUGCAUAAUUGUGAUGUGUCGAAGUCUGCCUCUGAUUCCUUAAUAUCUGUCCCAACACAUGUUCCGUUGGAUGACGAUGGUGAUGAUGGACAGAAGGAGAAAGUUGUGAGUCAGAAUGAUGUGUCAAAGUCUGCCUCUGAAUCUGUAGAGAGAGCUGUUUCCAUGUUUGUCCCAACACACAUUCCUUUAGUAGAUGAUAACGACGAUGAUGAUUGUGGUGAUGAGCAGAAUGGGCAGCAAUCAAACCAAAUUCAAGUGAGAAAUUGUCUGUCUACCGAAACUGAGAGUGAAUAUAAUAAUGUCUGUGAUCCGGCUAGAACUGGUCGUCCCGCGAUGUGUGGGGCGACGCUGCGGCGGUGUACUGGCACUGACAGUCCUCCGCGCUGCUCUCAGCCCGACCUCGUGCUCGCAGUUGACACUCCUAAAGGCGAAUACGGGCUAUCUCACAGGCAGAGGCAGCUGAAAUACGUGAAGUAUGGACUGCGUAACGCCAUAACGUGAAGCCUUCUGUCUGUAUGUCUGUUUGUCUGUCUCUCUCUCCCUCUCUCUCUCUUCCUCCCUCCCUCCCCCCC